Emericellopsis cladophorae is the source of this 1287-nucleotide messenger RNA. RefSeq names its product RNA polymerase Rpb1 repeat domain-containing protein. The coding region runs from base 1 to 1287 and encodes 428 amino acids. The transcript has a single exon. NCBI's taxonomy places the organism in Eukaryota, Fungi, Ascomycota, Sordariomycetes, Hypocreales, Bionectriaceae. The record is from RefSeq and is a predicted model, not a curated record.
AUGAAGAUGAACGCUGGCAUCCUCGGCGCCCUCUUUGGCCUGGCUGGCCUGGCCUCAGCUCACAUGGAGAUGAAGAACCCUCCACCCUUUCGAUCCAAGUUCAACGAUUUCACCACCGACGUCGACUACUCCAUGACCAGCCCUCUCGACGCGGGUGGGUCCAACUUCCCCUGCAAGGGCUACCACAGUCUGAUGGGCACCCCCCAGGGCCAGUCUGUCGUCAACUACCAGCCUGGCCAGACCUACACCUUCACCAUCACCGGCGGCACCCCCCACGACGGCGGCUCGUGCCAGGCCUCCCUCUCCUACGACAGCGGCAAGACCUGGACCGUCAUCCACUCGUACAUUGGCAACUGCCCCAUCUCCGCCGGCGACACCAACUACGACUUCACCGUCCCCAACGAUACCCCUGCUGGUGAAGCCCUGUUCGGCUGGUCCUGGUUCAACAAGAUUGGUAACCGCGAGAUGUACAUGAAUUGCGCUGUCGUGACCAUUGGCGGAGGCAAGAAGCGCGCCGACGUCGAUGCUCGCGCCGCUGGGGAUGCCUUCGCCUCCCGUCCUGCGAUGUUCGUGGCCAACGUGGGCAACGGCUGCGGUACUACUGAGACCAAGGACCUCGAGUUCCCCAACCCCGGCCCCGAUGUCACUCGCAAGACGCCGCAGGACCAGACUGCUCCUCCCACUGGUACCUGCGCGGAAGGCGCCAAAGCCCCUGCUCCUGAGCCUGAGCCCCAGCCCGAGCCCGAGGCCCCCCAGGAGCCUGAGCAGCCCACGACCGCAGAGCCCAAGCCUACUAAGACAAUGUCAGUAUCCCCCACCCCUCCCUCUUCCUCACCUUCGGUCUCUCCGACCAUGCCCUCACUGCCUCCUUCGUCUUCCGCAAGCAAGAACAUCAACUCACCAACAAGCAGCCCUGGCGGUGUCUUCAUUACCGUUCCUGCCAGCGACAAGCCCACUACGCUCGCCACCAGCGUCCGCACGGCCGAUCCCCCCGCGCCCACCAACGAUGAUGCCGGCGACAAAGACGACGGCCAGUCUGAUGAAGGCCUCAUGGACAUCGGCUCUGCAUGCGACAGGGAGGGUGAGUGGAACUGCAUCGACGAGGGCACUUCGUACCAGCGCUGUGCUUCGGGCAUCUGGUCCGACCGCAUGGCGCCUUAUGCUGGUACCGUGUGCAAGGUCGGUAGGUCUGACUCUCUCAUCAUUGCUCGCGCCAGGUCGCCCGCCCCAAACUACGGCAAGGUGCUCCGUGCCUCUCGCAUUGCUGCAAGGCAGGCGCGGGUGUAA